This is a messenger RNA of Priapulus caudatus, 1913 nucleotides long. RefSeq lists its product as uncharacterized. Bases 829 to 1728 code for a protein of 299 amino acids. Lineage: Eukaryota; Metazoa; Priapulida; Priapulimorpha; Priapulimorphida; Priapulidae. The record is from RefSeq and is a predicted model, not a curated record. The transcript is spliced from 6 exons.
ACAAACAAUCUGCGUUCAGCUACUAACACUUCUCUCACACCUGCUACGGAGAAUUAGUGCGUGAGCUACUUACCAUGUCUACACGUAUAUUGCUGGUGGCUAUAUACACGUGAACUACUGACUAUAUAUAUGUGCGUGAACGAUUGACUACAUAUACACGUGAACUAGGCCUACUGACGAUAUACACGUGAUCUACUGAUUAUAUAAACUUGAACUAUUGACUAUAUAUACACCAGAACUACUGGCAAUAUUCGCGUGAAGUGACUACAUAUACACGUGAAUUGGCUACAUAUAUAGGUGUGAGUGUGUGUCUACGUGUGUGAACUACCCGGUGUAUACGCUCCAGCUACUGACUGCAUACGUGCCCAGUAUAUACGCCGUGUGAGCGACUCCCCAGCUACUCGGUAUAUAUACGUGUGAAGUUGUGAACUGUUCUGCAUUUACCUGUAAACUACUGACCGUAUAGACGUGGCAGAUAGCGGUAUCCACAGCCUUCAGAUGUGUGAGCUAAUGAUUAAAUAAGCGUCAGCUAUAUUGAUAAUACAAGCAUCAACUACUGGCGAUAUAAGUGCCCGUACAUACGUGUAAAGUUACUCUGUAUAUACACACCGUCACACGAGCCACCGAGUAUAGAUAAGCGACAACUGAGUAAACGCGUGAACGUGUUACACCCGGUGAGUUCUUAUCCAGAUAAGAAGCGGCGUGCGUGCCAGUGUGCGUGCGUGCGUGCGUGCGUGCGUGCGUGCGUGCCCGUGUGCGUGCGUGCGUGCGUGCGGUCGUACGACUGAUGCGGAAGCUGGAGGCGUUGCUUGGUGACCAGCAUCCGUCAUGUGCCGUCAGCGUAAGAGCGCCAUGCUCGGCUGCUGCGUCUUCGGCGUUCUCUUCGUCACGGCCGGCGUCAUGGAGAUCAUCGUCGCAGCCACUGCCGUCAGCAGGAUGCCGCUGCCCGUCUACACGGCCGCCUGCCUGCUCUGGGUCGGAACUUCCGUCGGCGCUGCGACGAUAGCGAUGGCAGGCGUUGCAAUGAUCGUGUUCUCGGUCACAGGAAACCCAACACGUAGAAGGAGCAAAGGCUUGAUAGGAAUCUCAGUGACAGUGUUCUUGGUCAGCGCAGCAAACAUAGUUAUGCUCGUAGUCGGCAAAGAGAGGAUCUGGCGGAGUGAGGAGCAAAGGGUUGCCGUGCUGCUGGGCUACGAAACAUUGUACAGGACAGCAUUUACUAUGAGUACCAUAGGAGCUGGAAUUGGACUAGCAAGCUCAUUCCUGGCAGUGGAGUACAUCUACUUUCUGAUGAUCCGACCUGUUCUGCUGUACAGUGGAGACCUAACAACGUGGACCUCGCCUUCGAACGCCGCCAACAAAAAAAGUAUUACUUCCGAUAGGUCCACUCUAGGAAAAGACUACCAGUGGGUUUAUAAAUCAAAAAAGAUCGCCCACCCCAAGCUGACCCAUUACAGACCGCACCACUAUCAGAUGGGAGAUAGUAGUGACAGCAUAGAUACACUUGCUGUCUAUCCUCACCAGCUUUCACAUCAGGUACGACAUUCCAUAGAAGUAAAGGCACGAAAAAAGCACCUGGAGAUGAAGGAAGCAAAGCAGGUCACUUCUCCUGGAUCCUCCAGCGCUCCUAGCGAUACAACAAGUCCACUAACCUACAUCUAUUCACCAGACACACUUGACCCAUGUGCGGAGGAUUCUAUACAAUCCUACAAUACGGGUUUCAUUUGAGCAUUUGCCUCACUAUCUGCCACUGUAUUUGUCAUUUUUUUGGGCAUAUGUUUCACGUGUUAUCUUUUCUUGUGCCGCUUGUAUACAUUGUAUCACGUGUAUGCACAAACUAUCUAAAUAGAUUUCUUGCAUUUACGUAUUUUGACUGUGAUUGGUAAUGAUGAGUAUAAAACUAUAAUCUCAUA